UGAUAAUUGAAAGCUUGUGCCAUCCAUUAUGGCGUCCCAAGAUAUCGAAAGUGCAACGACGGCUUUACAGGUACAACCUGAUAACAAGGCCCGCAGAUAUGACCGCCAGCUGCGCUUAUGGGCUGCUACGGGACAAAGUGCUCUUGAAUCAUCCAGGGUUCUCGUUCUGUCUGGUUCUGCUACUUCCACUUCGAUCCUGAAGAAUCUUGUCCUCCCUGGGAUCGGUCACUUCACUAUCUUGGAUCACGCCACAACCUCACACGCUGACGCAGGCAAUAACUUCUUUUUAGAAGGAUUUGAAAGUGUCGGGAAACCAAGAGCGUCUGAAGCAGUUAGGCUUCUUCGCGAACUCAAUGAUAGUGUCGACGGCCAUGCGGACACUCGACAUCUGAGGAGUGUCAUUGAGUCGGACCCAGAUUGGCUAGCUUCCUUCACAGUUGUUAUCGCCCAUAAUCUAGAUAGUCAAAUUCUGGUGAAGCUGUCAUCACUGUUAUGGGAGCAUCCAUUGCAUCCGACCCUCAUCGUUGUUCGCUCCGCUGGAUUUCUGGCUGAAUUCUUUAUUCAGGUGCAUGAACAUACUAUCAUCGAAAGCCAUUCAGAAACUCUACCUUCUCUGAGAAUCGACAAACCAUUCCCUGCAUUGAAGGAACAUGCACUUUCUCUCGAUCUCGCAUCCAUGGAUCCGACAGAACAUAGCCACAUACCGUAUGUCGUCAUUCUUGUCCGUGUCUUGGAAGACUGGAAGAAAUCGCAUGGUGGUAACCCUCCCAAGACGUACUCAGAACGGCAGGAGUUUAAGAAGAGUAUCCUUGCGCUCAAAGUCAAGCCUGACGAGGAAAACUUUGAUGAAGCAGAAGCACAAGCUUACCGCUGUUGGACUGAAACAACCGUCCCCCCAGGAAUUGCCUCGUUGUUUGAUGACCCAGCCAUUUCUCCUGAGGCUCUUAGCGAAAGUCCCUCAUCGUUCUUUCAUCUGCUCGCCGCCCUCAAGAAGUUUACGGAACAAUCUGAAACCCAUACCCUUCCCCUUACUUCCACAUUACCUGACAUGAAGGCUGACACAGCCAACUACAUCCACUUGCAGAAGUUGUACAAGACACGGGCUGAGGAGGAAAAACACGCUUUUAGGAGCCAUUUGCGUGCACCAGUGGAUGACGCGACGAUCAAUCUGUUCGUGAAAAACGCGCAUGCCCUUCACGUUAUUAGGGGGGCUCGAUGGGAUACCCUCGAUAACACAGUUCUUGCCAACGCUUUAACUGAGAAUCCGAAGGCAGCCUGCCUACAUUUGUCUCUGUCAGCCUUGUCAGCGGUGAGGGAGCAAAGUCCUGGCUGGCCGAUAUCUGCGGAGGCUCUUCGGAAGCAGGUAAGAACCGUGGUUGGCGACGAAGUCGAACUCCCGGAGUGCCUAGAUGAUUUCGUUGGAGAGAUUAUUCGAGCACCAUCUGCAGAACUUCAGACGACAGCAGCUUUCCUUGGGGGAAUAGUCGCUCAAGAGACCAUAAAGAUUAUCACCAAGCAGUAUGUUCCCGUGAGAGGAUAUUGUACGAUCGAUUUGAUUGAGACAUGGACCGCUGUUAUUGGAUCCUGACCGUGAAGGACUCCCAAUACUUCGAUCUUCCUGUAGACACAUGCGUUCGCACCGGGUCAAUGGGGUUACUGCUGGAAUUCAGCGUGACUACUGGGUCACCCAGCACAUCGACCGAUAAUUUGAUCUUGCAACAACUCCUGUCCGUAUCUGGUGUUAUUCCUGCACCUCCUAUGCAACAUUGCUUUUCUUGAUCA
Messenger RNA from Pisolithus orientalis, 1782 nucleotides. RefSeq lists its product as uncharacterized. Gene Ontology annotation, molecular function: NEDD8 activating enzyme activity. Gene Ontology annotation, biological process: protein neddylation. The record is from RefSeq and is a predicted model, not a curated record. The transcript is spliced from 8 exons. Gene Ontology annotation, cellular component: cytoplasm. Lineage: Eukaryota; Fungi; Basidiomycota; Agaricomycetes; Boletales; Pisolithaceae. Bases 29 to 1588 code for a protein of 519 amino acids.